Molecule: messenger RNA, 1290 nt
Organism: Punctularia strigosozonata HHB-11173 SS5
Lineage: Eukaryota; Fungi; Basidiomycota; Agaricomycetes; Corticiales; Punctulariaceae
Exons: 3
Coding region: 1-1290 (429 amino acids)
Source: RefSeq, a predicted model, not a curated record
AUGUGUUGGUCGGCUUGCUCGUUCUCCCCGUUUGGGCCCUGCGUGCCGACCGGAUUUGUGGCGGAGGGGUUCACGGUGGGGGGGGUCGCUCCGCCGGUGGCGGGCGCGCCGGCGGUAGGGGGUGCCGCUGUAGACGGAGCGCCUCCAGUGUGGGGCGUGCUGGCAGGGGGAGCGCCGGAGGGGGGCGCGCUCGUGCGGGGUAUGGCGGCGGCGGGCAUGCCUGCGUGCUGCGGCUCUCCACCUGGCCUCUCUCUAGCAUCGCUGGGCUCCUCACCAAGUCUCUCUUCGCUGGACAUCAACGAUUCCAUCAAAUCGUUCGAUGAACUCGGAUAUCCAUCGUCAGAGACCGACGAAUCUCCUGACGAGGGGGAGACGACGCAGGCUACAUGCAACGCCGUUGUUCCAGCCCCUACUCCUGGAACGGCUCUCGCAUACAUCACCGAUCUCCUGCGACAACUACAGGAGUCUCGCGAUCGAUCCUCUUCGUCCGGCACAUCACCCGAGGUCAUAGAUCUCACGAAUUCCGAUUCUGACAACAUGGACAUGUCUAUAGACGAUCCACACACCUUUUCCAACCCGCUCGAGCGAUCUCAACGCUCGAAUCAUCGCCUACAUCCCUUUGACAUCUCUGGCACUGUUCCUAUCGGACCAUCGGAUUGGAAUACACCCUCGGCUUCACUGUCCCGCUCCCAGAAGCGUGCUGAACGACGUCGUCGUAAUCGCGAACUUCGCAAGAAGAUCGUGUCGCCUCCUCCUCAUGCAGCUCGUCCUACCUGGAAGCGGCUCCCCAUUCCUCUGUCCGCUCGGAUUUCUCCUCAUCUGCUAUCGCAGAUAUUCUCCACGUUCACUCUCAACCCAGCACUCACUUCCAACUCCUUCCACGACUUGUCUGAGUCCGAACGUACCGCUCUACGCAUCGGAGUGAUAUCCCUUCACAACAGGAUCGCCUCUUCAGCUCGUCAUGCUAAUCUCAUCCUCGAGCGAAAGCCGAUCCUCAAGAUACUUGACCAUCAUGUUUUCGACAACGCUAUCGACUAUCGCAUCGGCUCAGGACCCCAUGAUUGGGUCCGUGACAUCAAUAUCGGUUCCUAUCCUGCAGGAAACCGCGCUGUCGACCAUUAUUGGGGCCAUACCUCAAAUAUCACCCCUCGUCCUAUUAUCUCCCCUCGUCUCGCUCGCCAGCUUCGUCUUCAUGCUCCCCAGUACCAGGGAGUUCACGGCGUCUGGCUCGAUCGGUUUACAGGGCACGCAGAACGCGUACGCGACCCAAGGACUCGGUCCCGCGUCUAA